Molecule: messenger RNA, 2235 nt
Organism: Lepus europaeus (European hare)
Lineage: Eukaryota; Metazoa; Chordata; Mammalia; Lagomorpha; Leporidae
Gene: EOMES
Product: eomesodermin
Exons: 6
Coding region: 1-2160 (719 amino acids)
Biological process (GO): endodermal cell fate specification; mesoderm formation; positive regulation of DNA-templated transcription
Cellular component (GO): nucleus
Molecular function (GO): RNA polymerase II cis-regulatory region sequence-specific DNA binding; DNA-binding transcription factor activity, RNA polymerase II-specific
Source: RefSeq, a predicted model, not a curated record
AUGCAGUUAGGGGAGCAGCUCCUGGUGAGCUCCGUGAACCUGCCCAGCGCGCACUUCUACCCGCUGGAGAGUGCGCGCGGCGGCGGCGGCGGCGGCGGCGGGGGGGGUGGUGGCGGCGGCGGGAGCGCCGGUCACCUCCCGGGCGCGGCGCCCUCGCCUCAGAGGCUGGACUUAGACAAAGCGCCCAAGAAGUUCUCGGGCAGUCUCUCGUGCGAGGCGGGAAACGGGGAGCCCGCAGCCGCCAGCGCGGGGCCCCCCGCGGCCAUGCUCAGUGACGCCGACGCCGGGGACGCCUUUGCCAGAGCCGCGGCGGUGGCCAAGCCCGGGCCCCCGGACGGCCGCAAGGGCUCCCCCUGCGGAGAGGAGGAGCUGCCCUCCGCCGCUGCCGCCGCCGCAGCCGCCGCCGCCGCCGCCGCUGCCACCGCGCGCUACUCCAUGGACAGCCUGAGUUCGGAGCGCUACUACCUUCAGUCCCCGGGGCCCCAGGGCGCAGAGCUGGCUGCACCUUGCUCGCUCUUCCCGUACCAAGCGGCAGCCGGGGCGCCCCACGGAUCAGUAUACCCGGCUCCCAACGGGGCGCGCUACCCCUACGGCUCCAUGCUGCCCCCCGGCGGCUUCCCCGCGGCUGUGUGCCCACCCGGGAGGGCGCAGUUCGGCCCGGGAGCCGGCCCCGGCGGUGGCUCCGGGGGUGGCGGCGGCGGCGGCGGCGGCGGGGGCAGCGGCCCGGGUGCCUAUCAGUACGGUCAGGGUGCUCCGAUCUAUGGGCCCUACCCUGGGGCGGCGGCGGCGGGAUCUUGCGGAGGAUUAGGGGGCCUCGGGGUUCCCGCUUCCGGCUUCCGCGCCCACGUCUACCUGUGCAACCGGCCACUGUGGCUCAAAUUCCACCGUCACCAAACUGAGAUGAUCAUUACGAAACAGGGCAGGCGCAUGUUUCCGUUCUUGAGCUUCAACAUAAACGGACUCAAUCCCACCGCCCACUACAACGUGUUCGUAGAGGUGGUGCUGGCCGACCCCAACCACUGGCGCUUCCAGGGUGGCAAGUGGGUGACCUGCGGCAAGGCCGACAAUAACAUGCAGGGCAACAAAAUGUAUGUUCACCCAGAGUCUCCUAAUACCGGUUCCCACUGGAUGAGACAGGAGAUUUCCUUUGGGAAAUUAAAACUCACCAAUAACAAAGGCGCAAAUAACAACAACACUCAGAUGAUAGUCUUACAGUCUCUGCACAAGUACCAACCCCGGCUGCACAUCGUUGAAGUGACAGAGGAUGGCGUGGAGGAUUUGAAUGAACCCUCCAAGACUCAGACCUUCACCUUCUCAGAAACACAGUUCAUCGCUGUGACUGCCUACCAAAACACUGACAUUACCCAACUGAAGAUUGAUCAUAACCCCUUUGCAAAAGGCUUCAGGGACAACUAUGAUUCCAUGUACACCGCUUCAGAAAAUGACAGGUUAACUCCAUCUCCCACGGAUUCUCCUAGAUCCCAUCAGAUUGUCCCCGGAGGUCGGUACGGCGUUCAGUCCUUCUUCCCGGAGCCCUUUGUCAACACUUUACCUCAAGCCCGAUAUUAUAAUGGCGAGAGAACCGUGCCACAGACCAACGGCCUCCUUUCACCCCAACAGAGCGAAGAGGUGGCCAACCCUCCCCAGCGGUGGCUUGUCACGCCUGUCCAGCAGCCUGGGACCAACAAACUAGACAUCAGUUCCUAUGAACCUGAGUACUCCUCCAGCACCUUGCUCCCAUAUGGUAUUAAGUCCUUGCCCCUCCAGACGUCCCAUGCCCUGGGGUAUUACCCUGACCCAACCUUCCCUGCAAUGGCAGGGUGGGGAGGGCGCGGUUCUUACCAGAGGAAGAUGGCGGCCGGACUACCAUGGACCUCCAGAACAAGCCCCCCAGUGUUCCCCGAAGAUCCGCUGGCCAAGGACAAAGUCAAGGAAGAAAUGGGAUCUUCCUGGAUAGAGACACCCCCUUCCAUCAAGUCUCUAGAUUCCAGUGAUUCGGGGGUGUACACCAGUGCUUGUAAGCGAAGGCGGCUGUCUCCCAGCACCUCCAGUAAUGAGAAUUCUCCCUCCAUAAAGUGUGAGGACAUUAACGCCGAAGAGUACAGCAAAGACACCUCGAAAGGCAUGGGGGGUUAUUAUGCGUUUUACACGACGCCCUAAAGAGUCGUCGUCACCUCGGGACAGUGGACUUUUCUGCAGAUGGACUUGGUGGUGUCUUUUGCUGUCUUUGCCUAG